Gossypium arboreum is the source of this 684-nucleotide messenger RNA. RefSeq lists its product as uncharacterized. The record is from RefSeq and is a predicted model, not a curated record. Bases 1 to 684 code for a protein of 227 amino acids. NCBI's taxonomy places the organism in Eukaryota, Viridiplantae, Streptophyta, Magnoliopsida, Malvales, Malvaceae. The transcript is spliced from 4 exons.
AUGACAGUGUUCGAGUAUGAGCCAGAGUUCAUUCGGCUGAGCAAAUAUGCUAAGGACUUGGUCUCAGAUGAGGAAGGCAUUUGCAUCAGAUUUGAAGGAGGAUUAUACGAAGAACACAAGUUUGACGCCAUCUUGGGAUUGGAUUGGCUGAUGCUCACAACACGGUUGUUGAAUGUAAGUCCAGAGGGUGGAGAUGUUUAUUUGGUGUAUAUUUUGGAUUCAACAAUGGUGAAGGAAGACUUUAAACAAGUUCCAGUUGUGAAUGAGUUCCCGAAUGUCAUUCCAGAAGAACUUCUAGGGAUAUUGCCAAAUAGAGACGUGGAGUUUUCAGUUGAUGUUGCACCAGGAACUACUCCUAUUUUGAGUGCACCAUACAAAAUGAUUUCUUUGAGUGGAGCAAGAGUGUUCUCGAAGAUUGAUAUUCGUUUAGGGUAUUAUCAAGUCAAGAUCAAGGGAGAUGACAUUCCAAAGAUUGCUUUUUGCACUCACUACGAACAUUAUGAAUUCUUGGUAAUGCUUUUUGCUUUGGCAAAUGUGCUAGCGGUGUUCAUGGACUUGAUGAACAGAGUAUUUCAACCCUAUCUUGAUCGUUGUGUAAUCUUCUUCAUCGAUGAUAUCUUGGUUUAUUUGAAGAGUGAAACAAAGCGUGAGGAGCAUUUGCAGAUAGCUUUGAAUGUCCUCUAA